Megalobrama amblycephala (Wuchang bream) is the source of this 10477-nucleotide messenger RNA. RefSeq names its product capicua transcriptional repressor b (gene cicb). Lineage: Eukaryota; Metazoa; Chordata; Actinopteri; Cypriniformes; Xenocyprididae. Gene Ontology annotation, molecular function: DNA-binding transcription factor activity, RNA polymerase II-specific; RNA polymerase II transcription regulatory region sequence-specific DNA binding. Gene Ontology annotation, biological process: regulation of transcription by RNA polymerase II. Gene Ontology annotation, cellular component: nucleus. Bases 917 to 8824 code for a protein of 2635 amino acids. The transcript has 21 exons. The record is from RefSeq and is a predicted model, not a curated record.
ACGAGGUGAGGGGCUGUUGCUGAGAGAAAAGAGAGGCAGAGUAGAAAAAAAAGCGUCAACAGUGUCCAUCACAAUCAUAGUAGUGUGAAAGUGAAACGGCUAGCCAGAGACCCGCGCAAGCGGAACGUUAUUGUGAUUAACCGAAUCAGUUUAGUGGUUUUCCCUUUCUAUGUCAUCCUCAGAACUUGCUAGACGACUCAAUGUGUUUAGUUUAGCUUUUAAACAGUUUAAAAUACGAGUUUAAUAACUCUUAGUGAUUUUAGGGUGAUGUGUUGCGCUGUCGUUUGUGGUAAACACGGACCUUUAUUUAGGGAGCGAAGACUCGUAUCGCGUUAUUGGCCAGCGCUUCUCGCGCACCUCCCUUGUGCCCGCCCACACCCUGUUCCUAUGGUUCCCAGCGCUCUCAUUGGAUACUGUAACUUUUGGAGCGAGCGCCGGCUCGCUAUCUAGCCUCAUUUCGAUUGGCUCACAGCUCCUGUCAAUCAAACGGAACAAGCCAGCGAGAAACGCCUCAGAGUUUGUGCUGUCACAUCCAUAGGUUACUGUAUCUGUCAGUGCGCUCUGAUUGGCCAGGCGGGCCAGCUGUUAGUGGUUCAUUCACCAUUUUGUGACUGUAGUGGAAAAGGGAUUCAUAUAGUUUUUAAUCCCUGUCUGAGUUGCUGUUGGGAGGGGGGCAAAGAUGUUUUACGGAGGACCGAUAUAAAGUAAAAUUCCCGACAGACACAAGACAUGGAUGGACGUUGCACGCCACUUCAGACGAAAGGACAGAGCCAAUCUGCUGUAAAUUCAUCGGUUACCUCUUAAGUAUUUCUGCUGUUUUGGUUGUUGUGAGAAGAAACCUCAAAAGAGCCAAUUAAACGGGAGAAGAGAAAUAAGACCAAAGGGGGGGAAAGAAAUAGUUGCCAAACUAAAAAAGAUGAGGCCACCAAAGAAACAGAGAGGACGCUCUCCUUUAUCGACAAGAGCAAAAGGAGCAAGAAAACGAGGGGGCAAGCCUGAAGGACAUUCACAAACAACACCACCUGCACCUUCACAUCAGAAAUACACUCCAUCCAAAGAAGAUAGCUCUCAGGACAAGCAUAUCAACAGUAGCAACAUAUCAAACAGUGAGGGGUUAAAUAAGCAAAUAAGAGAAAGGACAAUGGAAACAUCCAAAUCUGAAGAAAAUGCAGUAAUUCUGAAUAAAGCAAAAAGCCCCAGGAACAUUAACGCUAACAAUUUAACAGAUAAUACAGACUCAAUCAAGAUAGCCAGCAACGCACAUGAAAAUUUACACAGUAAUAGCACAGACAUCUGUAACACAAACACACAAGACUUUACUAGCACAAACAGUAAAGGUAGCAACCAACAUGCAAACAGCGCUCCUAGCAAUACACAAAACACAAAUAAUACAGCCAACAGUUUAAAUAAAAGCAACUCUUUCAGUGCCAACCACACUUCCACCACACCCUCCAGUCGAAAAACAGCCACUUUCAAAGCCAGGGUGCCCAAGAAGAAAUACAUGUAUGAACAUCAAGCUUCCAGUACAUCUCCCAUCAGUUCGAUCCCUGUAGCCCAACUCGCUCUUCAUAGCAAUCACAGCAAUCAUCUAUGUUCUCCACACAACUCAAUUUCUCAGAGCACUACUCCCGUGGUCAGAGAUGAUUUGGUUAAAGCAGAUUCUGAUCUGGACAAUAGUGAGAAUAGUAGGAGAGAAAUAGGUAAAAUAGCAAGCACAGAAGCUCCAAAAGGAGAUAGAACUAAGGGUGAUAUGUUGAAAAGUGAGAUGCCUUCUGAAAGAGAAAAGGUGAUCCAAGGAGUGGAAAUAGAUGGAUAUGGGGAGCAAGCCCCAAAUUCUGUGCGCUCAUCAUCCACAGACACAGCCAGUGAACAUUCAGUGGAUCUGGAAGUACCUGAGCCCUCUUGUGUGCAGCUAAAUACAGGUAACCACGUAAGAAGAUUCAACCUGUCCAACAAUUCAACCCUGUCUGUCCUCCUGUCCCCCAAUCACACACAAACUGAGCAGAGAGGGUCUGCAACAAUAGCAGAAGCACUAGCUAAAGGACUGAAAAACCAAAGGGUGCUAGCACGUAGACGACCAAGAAGAACUUUAAAGGAAGACAAGAAGCUGAUCAAGGAAUGUGUAUUUAUUUGUGGUGUGGUGCGUGGGUCCAGUAGAGAGCAGCUGAAUGUAGAGUUGCAGAUUAAUGGGGAGGGGACACUGCUCUCAUAUCCAUUUCAUACUUUAGUAAGUCGUCCACACCAACCCAUUGACCUCAUUUUAGACGCCCCACCCCCAGGAAAUGAACUUGUGGAGGUUGGGACGCGUGUUUGUGUGCCUUAUGGAGGAGAUAAUGAUAGGGAGUGCUACAGAGAAGGUGUGGUUGCUCAGGUAGACUCUCAUUCAGCUUGCCCCUACAUGGUGCUUUUGCAGGAGGAGUUGGACCAGAAGAAGGAGAGGUGUAGCAAUGAGGAGACGCAACAGACAUCAAGUACACAGACUGUAUGCGUUGCCCGCCAGAACUUGCGUCUCCUUGUUCCGCCAUGGGAUGGGGUUAUGAGAGAGAAAGAACGAGAGGAGAGAGAGCACAGAGAGGAGAUAGAAGUGGAGAGGGAACUAUGUCAGUUAAGUGAGGGAAUGGAUUUGGUAACUGCAAGUACUCCCAGGGACAACUGCAGAUUUCCAUCCCCACACACAGGGGUUCAUCACUAUGGAAGCACACAUCUUUCAUCUUCCACUUCACCAGCAGUUGUGAUGGUAGCAAACAAUAUGUUUACUUUAGCAGCUAGGACGGAGGAUGAGGGAACUGGGAAUAGGGCAAGAGUUAGAGAAAGAGAACAUGAGAGAAAGCAAUUGCAGACUCCAGAGGUGGACAUGGAGGUUUUGCGGCUUAACAUGGCACCACUCAGAGAUGGUGGAGGACACUUAGUCUCAGGGGGACCAAAAACAUGUGCACCUAAUCAGCACAGACAAAUUUUCUCCAAACCUCCUGGGUAUCCAAGUCCCAUUACAGUGGUGCGAGGCAUCUCUGGGACAUCUUUAGGAAGUCCACAGCCAACCCCUUCACCUGCAAUUUUAGGGUCUGAUGGAGGGAUCUCUCACCCUAUGCCACCCUCUGUGCCUCCUUCCCCCAGCUCUAGGGGUUCUCUGACACCUCUAGAAAAGACUCCUACACCUUCACAGACCUCCACCCCAAUACCAGGGAGUUCUGCCUCUUCUUCUGCUUCUUCCUCAAGAUCAAGGACACCUUUGUCAGCUGCCCAACAGAAAUACAAGAAAGGCGAUGUUGUUUGUACACCUAAUGGAAUCCGUAAGAAGUUCAAUGGAAAGCAGUGGCGGCGUCUGUGCUCACGAGAAGGCUGCAUGAAAGAGUCCCAACGUCGUGGCUACUGUUCUCGUCACCUCUCCAUGCGUACCAAAGAAAUGGAGGGAGCAGUGGGAGAGAGAGGGAGUGGAGGAGGUGGAGAGAGUAGCUCAGGGACCGUGACCCCUUCAGAUCUGCGGGGUCGUGCUAGCAGUGAAUUUGAUUGGGAUGAGACUUCUCGUGACAGUAGUGAGACAAGCAGCCGAGGUACUGACUCUCGCCCACGUCUUGGCUUGCCAUCACUGAUUUCUCAAGAUUACUCUCGUUUUGACUUUGAUGAAUGUGAGGCUGCAACUAUGCUGGUAUCUCUGGGCUCAAGGUCUGUAACACCCUCAUACUCACCAAUUUCAAAUCAGUCCCCAUUCUCACCUACACCUUCCCCAUCAGCAUCACCACUUUUUGGCUUUCACCCUGCAAAUUUCAGUCCUAUUACUGCCUCUCCAGUCUUGCCUCCUCGCCGCCACAAACACCCAAGUGGUACCAACAGUGGUGUCCCAAAACAUGGAACAGGAGGCACAGAGAGGGAGAAAGACAGACACUUGUCUGGUAUUGUGCCAUCCUUCCACACCAGUCUAACCUUCACUGUACCUAUGAGCCCAGGCAAACGCAGGACGGAUGCCCCACCUCCCCCAACUCCAUUGUCACAGGAAUAUGCCAAACCUGAUCAGGAACAAAGCUGUCGUGACUCUUCCCUUGUAACAAAUCUCUGCAUUAUCUCUCCUCAGACCACUACUGUCACACACCCCCAAAGACUGCCUUCAACCACUGCCUCUUCCCCACCAGCUUCUCCCCUAAGCUUAGAAUCAGGUUCACAAUCUACAGUGUCCCAGCAGCCUUUGAGAGACUCUCCAGUAAUAGUGAGAAAUCCUGAGGUUCCUUUAAUAAAGUUUACAGAACUCCCACUGGCUAGAGUUGCAGCGGUGGACAGGACCAAUUCCACAGAAAAUAGCCAAACUGGUGUACAUCCAGAGACAGGACUACAGGUUCCUGUUCCAAUUAACGCUGCUUCCACUAAUGGAUCUGUCUUACUGCAGAAUCCCACCUCAACUCUUGUUCUAGUGUCUACUACCUCUUCCAUUCCAAACCCAACCCCUGCAGGUCUACCUACGCAAUCCAGCGCCACUUUAGCCUGCAUAUCAGUGCCUAGCCCUGUCCCAGGGCCUGGUCUCAUUGGUGCGGGUGAUGGAGGGGGACAAGAUAAGAGUGCCCCAGUGACGCUGCAGCAGCCUGUCCCUUGUCAUCCUGCUCCUACUGCCCUGCUGCCGCUCAUACUUCCCACAGAGACCUUGCAUCCUGUGCCAUGCAAAGACAUCAUAAUGGGCCGACCUGGAACUGUGUGGACUAAUGUUGAGCCCAGAUCGGUUCCAGUGUUUCCUUGGCAUUCAUUGGUCCCUUUCCUGGCACCCACCCAAUCAGAUCCAUCGGCUCAACCUGGUGAGGGCCAACAAACUGUCAGUCAUCCCCAGACAGCUUCUCUGAAGAAAGAGUCUCAGAGCGGGUCAGUGCUGAAGGAGAUUAUAGAGGGAGCACAUAACCCUUCCUCACGCCCCACUCCCUCCGCUGAUGAACUGCCCCCGGAGAGAGAGAAGGAUGCGGAGCGAGAGAGACCUGACAGUGAAACAGAAAGUGACGUGGAUGAUCCGUUUUUCCCCGGUGUUCUUCCUGAUCCGCCAAUUUCUGCGUCUCCUGGAAAGCGUAGAUCUCAGUCCCUCAGUGCACUGCCCAAAGAUGACAAAUCCAGUCCUGGCAAGAGGGAGAAAGACCACAUCCGGAGACCCAUGAACGCAUUUAUGAUCUUCAGCAAGCGGCACCGUGCACUGGUUCACCAGAGACACCCAAACCAGGACAACCGCACCGUCAGUAAAAUACUUGGAGAGUGGUGGUAUGCCUUGGGGCCCAAAGAAAAACAAAAAUACCACGACCUCGCAUUUCAGGUGAAGGAGGCACACUUUAAGGCACAUCCUGACUGGAAAUGGUGUAAUAAAGACAGAAAGAAAUCCAGCAGCGAGGGACGUGGUGUUCCAGGGGGCAAAGACAUCCGCGAGAGGAGCAUGUCAGAAACCACAGAACCUCCGUCUGUGUCAAUGGGGAUGGAGCUCAAAGGUGUGGGGCCCGGCAUGGUGAGCGUAUCAGAGCGAGGCGGAGGUGAGGGACAUGGUCAAUUGCCUCGUCCUCGUGCCUUCUCUCAGAGCGCCAUGCACAAUCUGGAGAGGAGCGAGAGAGGCAAUCCACAGGCACUCGCUGAGCUGGCACAGAUGUGUGGGGAUGGUGGUCAGGUUGCAGGGCGGGGUGCUCUCUCUCAGACGCAGAGGGGGGUAAGUGAGGACAUGACAAGCGACGAUGAGCGUAUGGUCAUCUGUGAAGAAGAGGGGGAUGAUGACGUCAUUGAGGACUCAUAUCCGGGUAGCUCCAUUGACCUGAAGUGUAAGGAGAGGGUGACAGACAGUGACAGUGAAAAUGGAUCUGGAGAUGAAGGAGAACGCAAGAGAGUUUUUGCUCCAGUGAUUUGCUCCUCGUCUUACGGCCCUGGUCACGGUCGGAGCGUGUCUCUCUCCUCCUACCCCACUUCUAGACGCUUUAGUGACACUUCCUCAAAAAGAAAACGAACAAUGGAGGGAGGUGAUGGAGAGCGAAGGGAAGGUGAAGGAGGUGUGUCCCAGUCAUCUGGAGGUCAGUCCAUCCUGGUCAGUUCUGGCGGGGGAGUGUCGUCAGUUCUAGGAGCUGUGAGAGUUGCGUCCACUGUCGUCACUAAUGUGGUGCGUCCUGUGGUCAGCACACCAGUGCCGAUCGCCAGCAAGUCCCCACAUGACAGGAAACCCGCUCUUCCCCAGACACAGCUUCUCAUCGGCCCUGGUGCCACAGGAAACACAGCAACAGCUUCAGCUGGAGGGGGUGGGUACUAUUCCUCAUCAUCGCCCAAUCCCGUUAGUGCAUCAGCAGGUCAAGGGGGGCUGGUGACCAAUCUAGUUUUGGGAGGCACAUUCCAGGCUCCACCCACUGUACAGCUUGUCACACCUCCUCCUCCACAAAACCCAGCCUCCCCAGCAUCUGCCCCACUUACUCAUAGUAACGGUCCGUUGCCUCUGCCCAUGCUGCAGUCGCACAUUCUCCCCUCCGCCUCAUUAGCGCCCUCGUCAGGCCAGAAACCGAUAACACAGGUCCAGUACAUUCUCCCUACCCUCUCUGCCAACAAUCCCAAGAGCCCCUCUCCUCAGCAGGCCAGUCAGCCAACCAGUAUCUUCACCCUACCCACAGCUCUGCCCACUCACGCCUCACUGGCCAACGGGAAGCAGUCGGGGUACGUCUCCAGUCCUGCUGUGGGAGUGGUUAGCCCAGGAGCCAGAGUGCAAACACAGUCACCAGUCUUGCAGGGCAAGAUGCUGGUUCCCAUGGCAACAGUGAGGGCUGCUCCUGCCCCCUCUCAGCAGUUUCCCUUGGUAGCCCCUCCUCUUCCUGUUCAGAAUGGAGCACAGGCAGGAAGCAAGAUUAUUCAGAUUGCUCCGAUGCCUGUCGUCCAGUCGCAACUCCCCUCUACGGGACCAGUGCAACCUGGGAGCCCUUUUUCUGUUACUAUGGGAACAGCUACAGUGGUCGCCCCAGGCUCUACCCCGUCUCAAACUGUGCUGCUACCGCCCCCACCAACAAGAAUCACUUAUGUACAGUCCACUCCUGGGGUUCCUUCUCCUUUGCCAUUAGUUUCCACCACAACAGGCUCCUCUUCUCAGACAGUUUCAGCAGCACCUGGAUCUGCUUAUGUGCAAUCACCCUUGGCGACCUUUGCAGCGAUCGCUCAUCCAGGACAAACUUUGGUGCAGCCACUGAUUGCAGGUCAGCCAUCGCUGCUGGCCCCAGCACAGUCUCCCAGCGCCCCUCACGCUCCUGCCAUGACCGCCAUCUACACCCCUACAAAUGUGACCUUGGCAACUGGUGUGGUGUCUAUGGCGACAGUGUCACCAAGUGUGGUGUACACAGUGUCCAGUUCCUCUGGCCUAUCUUCACACAUCCUUCCUAAACACACCACAACAAACUCCAUGACCUCUGUAACCUCGGAUAGGCAGGGGAACGUAUCUUCACAUUCUGAGAGACAGUUGCACCAGGAGAGAACACUGGACCGGCAGCACACGGACAGUCCGGGCUACACGCAGUCCUCUGAGAGACAGACAGAGAAAGUCUCUCUCUUACAGCCAGACAAACAGUUCCAGGUGCCGAGUAAGGGCGGUAGCAGCUCAGUUGUGCCUCCACAGGGCACCUCAGUGCCACUGCAGCCUGGAAGCCCUGCUCAACCCUCACAUUCUGGCAGUGCUCCGGGGACACCCAAACUGAUCACAGCAAGGCCUCCUCAGAAAGUGAAAGCCACAGUGGCCAACAUCCCUGUGGGCAGUUAUGAUGGAGGAGGGAGAGGCAAAGAACGAGACAAGGAGAGGGACAGGGAAAAAGAGAGAGAGCGAGAGAAGGACAAAGAGAGUGGUAGUCGGUUCUCAUUUGAGAUAGACAAGGCAGCUGAGACGAGUUCCCCAGCAGCGCUUCCACCAGAGGAGGGGUCAACUGAAGCCCCCACUCACUCUGUAGCGGAAAGUGGUACCCAUAGUGGACGUGGCAAAGAAGCAAAUGCUAAGGAGGCUGAAUGGAAGGACUCCCACCCUUCUUCUCCAUUACCUCCUCCCUCUGGAUCAGAUCCUGCCCCAACUCAGUCUCAUGGUGAUAAAGAUGCGCCACCUAAAAAAGUCAAGGCCCGCCCCCCACCACUCAAACGACCAUUUGAUUCUGUUGACAAGGUCCUGUCAGAGGUGUACUUUGAGGAGCGCUUCGCAGAGCUUCCAGAGUUCCGUCCAGAGGAGGUGCUGCCCUCUCCAACCCUGCAGAGUCUGGCCACCUCCCCACGAGCCAUACUGGGCAGCUACCGCAGGAAGAGGAAAAACUCCACCGGUGAGAACCUGGACUCGUCCACAGAAGAUCCUAUCUCUCCAAAAAGGAAAAGCCGCCGCAGAUCUAGCUGCAGUUCAGAGCCCAACACACCUAAAAGCGCUGCAAAGUGUGAGGGGGACAUUUUCACCUUUGAUAGGCCAGAUGGAGAGGAUAUACUGGGGGAGCUGGAGUUUGAUAAGGUGCCCUACUCCUCUCUCAGGCGAACUCUUGAUCAGAGGAGAGCUCUUGUCAUGCAGCUAUUCCAGGAACAUGGCUUCUUCCCUUCAGCUCAAUCUACUGCUGCGUUCCAGGCACGAUACGCUGAUAUCUUCCCCACAAAAGUGUGCUUACAGCUCAAAAUCCGUGAGGUCCGGCAAAAGAUCAUGCAAACGGCAGCUCCAUCGGAAUCGGCCGGCAUUUCAGAUCUUUCCUCGUUACCGGGACCUUCUGGGGCGGCAGCCAGUGACAUAGCUGUAGGCGUGGACCCUCAGGAAAAAGAGGCCGAGCGAGAGGGUGAGCAGAACAGCCCAGACGAUCCCAGAAACGCUGGCGAUUCACAGGACUCCACCAGAUGAGGUUGACGGGCAGACGGAUGGCUUGAAGACCAGAUGUCUCCCCUCAACGUCUGCAUGAUCUACAUUUGUUGUCUUGUCUCUGCUAUGACCACCUCCGAAGGUCAUGGCGAGAAAAAGCAAGAGCAGAAUUUUCAUGUGUAUGGAGAAGAUGAGGGGAGACGCCUCAAAACACUUUGGGGUUUUUGAAACUUUACAGUAUUUUACGUGACAAAAUUAUGAAAACUUUACAUUUGACACACAAAGACACUUGCCUACAUAAACACAGACACUCUUGAAUUUACAGCAUUAUCCUAGUCAUUAGGCUUCCUUUGGACUUUGAAACUAGAGGACUGUGGGCCUGUCCUGUACACCAGUGAAGUCACAGUGCUGCUGAUGUCUCUAGAAAGGCGGGAUGUAUGAGGGCACCCAAUCCAUUUUCAGACCGAGUUGUGUUCAUAUGGCCUGAUUGGCAGUAGCUUGGCCACAGGUGUUUUUUUUAUUGGUUAGUGGGUUACUGCCGGUCAUUGUGAGGCGGGCCUCCAUUGGCUGAGUUUAAGUGAUAAUGAAGACUUAUUGGACUUUUAUUUUUGAUAUUUUGUGUUUUUUUUUUUUUUUUUUUUUUUUUUUUCUUUCUUCUGUGGUGUUUUAAUUUUUGAAGACUUUUCACGGAGAGCUUUGUUAAGGCACUGAAAACCUUCGGUGAGGGACUCUGAACUGCGCGCUGCCAUUCAGAAACCUUUCGUCCUAUGAUUGGCUUUAGUGGUUGUCAGUCAAACUGGAGUCAUUCCAAAGCCUCUGAUUGGCUAGCCAUGAAGGAAAAGGUCAUGGAAGGGAAGUCAACAGGCACAUUAUUGCCAUUGAUUUAUGUUUUUCCAUAUAUUAAGAGAUUCCACAUAUUUAAACAUUUCUUUCCCUGCCUUUUUUAUUCAACUUUUCAUGAGCUGGUGAAGCACAGAGCAAUGAGAAUGUUGGGAAUAUAUUCUUAAGAAUUUACCAUAAGAAUUUUAUUAACUUUUUAGAGAAGAAACUUGAUUUUUCAACACGUAAUGCUACAGGUCAUUAUGUUAUAAAAUCUCUCAUUAUUACUGUUCUUAUUAAUGCUUUGUUGUUCUUGUGGAUCUGAUCCUUAUAACCUAUAUAUACUGUAUUCCUAUUAAUAUACUCUUUCUUUAGCAGAAACAGAGGGAUGGCUUCACCCUCUUCCCUCGCUCCUAGAGGCACUUCCACUACCUUUUUUUAAAAAACAUUUUUCUCUUAUGCUCUUUAUCUUGGUAUUCACAAUACGUUUUAUUUCUUAACCAGGAAGUAAUUACAUAGGCCUUUGUUGUAAGACACUCCAAACAUCUUUCUGAUAGUUGUACACUUUUAUUAUUAUUAUUAUUAUUAUUAUUAUAUUAUUGUUAUUAUUAAUUUGAUUUGCCACUUACAUUCCUCCCCUUCAUUCCUCCUGUCACUUUAUCGUUCUUUCCUCGAUCACUUUAAGGCUGUAAGUUGGGACUGGGAGGACAUCAACGGUGAUCUGCUCCUGCACGCUGGUCUUUGUUGUACAUAAAUACUGUAAGACUCUACCAUCUGAAUAAAGAGCAAAAGCAUCAUUGGAAGAAACAAAGCCAGUAACAGGAAAGGAAAUUGUAAAACAAAAGGAUAAAUAAAGAAAUAUGGUUAUAAACUGUC